AUGCGCAAACCACCGGAACAAGGUAUUUCCUCCGCAGUGGAGCCUGACCCCGGGAUGAGCUGCUCGCCCGGGGUGAAGUUCACGGGCUACCUGUGGAUGUUGGCUCAGGUGAUGUGCGGGCGGGACUGCCCGCUGGUCAAGGCUGCGCCAUCUGCGUCGCGAGCUCAGGGAGAUGCGGAGACUGAGCUCAGGCGACGGGUUCGGGCGUUCAUUGCAACAGCAUCAGAGUCCAAGAUCCCGUUAGGGCCAGCCGCAGCAUGUGCAGCAAACUCCAGGAAGACGCUGCCGUUGCACGCUGCGGCGGCAGCUGUGGAGCAUAUUUUGCUGCUGGCUCAGCCGCAGCUAGGGCCCAUACCGACCCGGGAGCGCACGACAGCUUUCCGGGAUCUACUGACAGCCGCAGUGCUGGAUCUACAACCUCAGCUAAUGGCCGAAGCUCAGAAGGCUUUAGCCCGGGCUCUUUUAAGCCCGGGUGAUCAGGUGGAGAUUAUUGCCGCCAUGAGCAGAUGGGGUGGCAUUUCCGCGGCCGCAUAUGAGGCCUUCACUGCUCCGAAACGUUUGCACCUAUCCCAAUUUAGGGAGUGGUGUACGGACAUGGCCAUAGCGCUGGCAGAGUCGGACCUGGUGGCAGUCUUCGUACAUAUUCGGACAAUUCAGGAUCCGGGUUCCGGGCUAUGGAACUUUUUCGUGGAGACUGUCGUUAGCAGGCUGAAACCAGUUCCACUGGAGGUAAUAUCCGAGGAGGAGUGGGCAGCUAGCGCCUUCCCUCCAGUGGUUAUUCUCCGUCGUUUGCUCCAGGUCCUCCGAGAAUGUGCCAAAGAGCAAUCGAAACAUAUUAGCCGUAAACACCAGGCAGAAAGCGAUGGUCCCUCUGGAUCUCGUCCAGGCAGCAAGGAACUGGAUUACGCUCAGAAGCGGCACUGGAGCAGACAGAAAAUACUCCGGUCCCGCAGCAGUGUUAUGCGGGAAAUGGGACUGAUGGUGUUGCUAGCGGUCCGCUCCAAGUACGAACUUAGAUCUACUAGUUUAGCGUACGUAAGAGGUUCCUCCUCGCUCACCACUCCGCCACCAUCACCAACCGACUACCUUAAACCUACACACACCUACACCAAAAACACGGAAACCCGUCCUGCGGCACAGGCUUCUCUGCAGUUGCUGGCAAUACGGUAUGGGCUGUUCAGGCAGCAUCAGGCGUGUCCACAUGAGGUCAUGAUUGUGCAGUACGUCGGGCAGGUGCACGCGGAGGACGUGCAGCAGGCCAAGUCGGUGAUGAGGGAUGUGGCUGUGGCGGCCAUGUUCGACAUUCUACGGCAGCAUUCCUUCAUGACCGACGUGCUGAAGGCAGGCCGGGGGGCAGUCCAGGCUGGCGGGGCCCUUGGCCGCGUCACCAACUGGGUG
Molecule: messenger RNA, 1398 nt
Organism: Volvox carteri f. nagariensis
Lineage: Eukaryota; Viridiplantae; Chlorophyta; Chlorophyceae; Chlamydomonadales; Volvocaceae
Exons: 8
Source: RefSeq, a predicted model, not a curated record